AUGCUUUGCAAGAUCUGCAAGGAAGGACUGGAGGGAAUAUGGGAUCCUAGUCGAAGCAGUCGACUUGCGCUGCUCAAGGACUAUUUGGAAAAUGAAGACGAAGACGAUGGCGCCGGUAAUGAGCCCGAUAAUACCCAUGGCUCAGGUGCUACCGAUAGCCCGGCCAGAAACGGAGCCUUUGAUUACGUAUAUGGUCACCACAAGGACAGAGAUUCGUUCUUAGCUUCGAUGCAAGAGGGAUGCGCCAUGUGCAACCGCUUUCAGCCCGGGCAAGGACUGGAUGCAGGUGACAACCCCAAGAUUCAGGAGCUUGGCUACUUCUCUGUGUUCUACCUUAUGAUUCAUCCAGAAGCCGCCGUGACAAAGCCAGUCAUGAUGGUUGAUGUGGAAAACUCAUGCGGCGGGUUUGACUUUGUCCCAUAUGGAGACCCAAAAUACGACCAAAACAUCAACUUUGAUUUUGGGCAGUCAAACUAUGACUCCAAGGCAUGGUCCAUCGUGGAGAAAUGGAUGAGCACUUGUCUCAAUUCUCAUCCCCAAUGCAAACUGAUUGAGGCACCGAGUUCAUACCGACCCACUCGGCUGCUCAAGAUUGAUAAACCUGGUACAUUUCGUAUCGUCCUGGGUACCGACUGCCCUCCGGCUCUUCAGUAUGUAACCUUGAGCCAUUGCUGGGGUGCAAAGCCCGUUGAACGCCUGCUAUGCCUGCUGAAGUCGACGGCCGAGGACUUGGGCCGGGAGCAAUCAGUCGACAAUCUCCCAAAGACCUUCAGAGAUGCGGUCGACAUCGCUCGGCACUUUGACGUCGAUUAUCUCUGGAUAGACCGCCUCUGCAUCUUUCAAGACUCUGCCGAGGAAUGGAGGAGGGAAGCGGCUACCAUGCAAGACGUGUACCGAAACGCACUCUUCAGCAUCGCGGCGCUGGGGGCCAAGGACGACGAGGGCGGCUGCUUCUUUGAGCGGGACCCGGCCAAGACGGCGCCGACGGUUGUCCGGUUCAAGCUGACCGAAGACGGGGAAGAGAAGGCGUUCAGGUUUGGCCUCGAAGAGGGCUGGUCAUGGCGUCUAUCCUUCGAGCACGAGCCUCUGGUGCAGCGAUCCUGGGUCGUCCAGGAACGGCUCCUCACCCCACGAACUCUGCAUUUCGGGUCCAAGCAGCUAUUCUGGGAGUGCCGUGAAAUGGCAUGCUGUGAAAUGCAUCCCCAGAGUGUCUACUGCUACAGAGAUUACGACGUUGAGGAAGAUGAAGAUGAGGCAGCUGAAGAGGCCGGUCAAGACCGUCAUCAUCCUUGCCUUUGGAAGCAGUUGUUGGAUGCGCCCGAUCGUAGGCAUGGCAGGAGCCCCUACGAGCAGCUCUUCGUCGAUUGGAAUAUGAUAGUCAACCUCUACGCUAGUCGAAAGCUGAGUGUACCCGGCGACAAGCUGGUCGCCCUGUCCGGUUUAGCCAACGAUAUGAAGGCACGACUCCAGCAAAUGAAGCCCGGCCCGCACCGGUAUCUUGCCGGCCUCUGGGAAGAGACGCUGAUGGAUACGUUGGUGUGGAACGUCCGAGAUCCAGCCAUCAGAGCGCCUGAGUAUAGGGCACCGUCAUGGUCUUGGGCUUGCCUUGACGGGGAUAUCAAUCUUCUUGGAGGAUGCACGCAGGAAGAAGACACAAUCUCUCUCUCCUCCCCGAUCUCGGUGGAGAUGUCACAUCCCGGCGAAGAGGACACCGGGCAGGUGACUGCCGGCACGCUGACUUUGAAGGGGCCGUGUGGCCUGGCCGAGAUAGGGCAGGAGGCCGGGUGGGGGGUGACGGAGCUCAACAUUCUCAGCGUCGUGGGCGAAGAUGGACGCGUUUUCCACGGCAAGGACAUGGUGAGAGCCAGUGUCUACUUUGAUACCUUGGACGAUAUCACGAACCAGGUUUCUCUUGUAUUGGUGUGCGCUCACCAUUACGAUGAGGGGGAAUGGUAUGUUCAUGGCUUGGCACUCAACCGCGUGGAAGAGAAUACGUAUCGCAGGGUGGGUAUGGCAAGUUGCUCUUUCAAGGAUAAGGAGAGUGCCGAGGCGUUUGGUGCGGCGUUCCCACGCAAGGAACUCCAGAUCGUUUGA
Molecule: messenger RNA, 2094 nt
Organism: Thyridium curvatum
Lineage: Eukaryota; Fungi; Ascomycota; Sordariomycetes; Thyridiales; Thyridiaceae
Exons: 3
Coding region: 1-2094 (697 amino acids)
Source: RefSeq, a predicted model, not a curated record